GCCUGUGUGAGAAAUUGGCCCUGUAUGGAGGGGGGUAGUUAUGAGGCCUGCAUGCGGUGCUGCAGUGCCCGGCUCCUCCUGGUUCUUCACGGGAGCGCAGUUGAGCUCAGAGACGAGACCCGAGUUCAUGAGCAGACUUCAUCUCUCGCGAGGAAGGACGCCAUUAUCGGAAUCCCUACAAACAACACGAGAAUUCAUCCUUCUCACGGUGUGAAUGAUGUCCGAGCAGGAUCUGGUGGAGAUAGUCCAGAUUGCUGUGGCAGAUCUAAAUCAUGAGGAACAUGAUGCAGAUGUGUUGGAAAACCAUGAAGAGGCUGACAAACCUGAGCGAAAACGAGCGAGGAUGGAAAGUAGUAAUCAAGAUGCAACUCUAAAGACAAUGCUCGUGUCUAUUAGUCAGGCCAUCUGCCAAAGGCUGGAUAGCAUGGAGACCAAGCUCCAGGUGCUGGAGGCUACAUGUCGGGCCCUAGAAGAGAAGCUUGACACAGUAAUGGGCAAAAACCAGGGACCUAUCCGUGUCCCCAUGGUGGCUGGAUCUCCUUUUGGUGCAACACAAACCUGUGACAAGGUUCGCUGUAUGGUGCCCCAGACCAAUGUGGUAGUGAGUGGUGAGCGUGCUAAAGCAAGCCAGGAGGAGGCACUCCCACGCACAACAGACUCUCUGGAGAACUUACUCAGCAAAGCUCUUGACUUACCCAGACUUCAACCUGUUGAGUCUGGAGCCAAAAUGUCCAAUGCUAGUGACUUUGAGCCAUUAACAGUUGACUGUUUGGCUGGCAGCACGGUAGGCAGAGGAAGACAAAAAACGAUUGUUCUGAAGGUUCCGGCACCAGAAGAGAGCCAAGAGGAGCAAGACAGUGGCUCUGAGGCCAGUGACUCCAUGUCCAACAGUGGCCAAGCGUCAGCACAGGGCACCAACAAUGUCACACUCAUCACUCUCAACUCAGAAGAGGACUACCCGACAGGAACGUGGCUGGGAGAUGAGAAUAACCCUGAAAUGCGUGUGCGCUGCCCCGUGUCUCCGGCUGACAUGCUGCACAUCAGCAGCAACUGUCGAACACCGGAGAAGAUGGCCCUCACGCUGCUGGACUACCUGUUCCACCGUGAGGUGCAGGCUGUGUCUAACCUGUCUGGACAGGGAAAGCACGGAAAGAAGCAACUGGACCCGCUCAUGAUCUACGGAAUCCGCUGUCAUCUGUUCCAUAAGUUCACAAUCACCGAGUCGGACUGGUACCGCAUCAAGCAGAGCAUCGAUUCCAAGUGCCGCACGGCGUGGAGGCGGAAGCAGCGGGGGCAGAGCCUGGCUGUCAAGAGCUUCUCCCGCAGAGCACCCGCUGCCCGCAAUAGUGGAGAGGGAGUUUCCGUAACAGAAACGACAUCUAUAGACACCUCAACGCAGCAGGCUUUACAGUACGCUCUGGCUGGUGCUGCCCAGCAGGUUCAGAUCCACCGCAUAGGAGAGGACGGACAGGUGCAAGUGAUUCCACAGGGGCACCUUCACAUAGCUCAGGUGCCACAGGGAGAGCAGGUGCAGAUCACACAGGACAGUGAGGGGAAUCUACAAAUUCACCAAGUUCAUGUUGGACAGGACGGACAGGUUUUGAGAGGACCUCAACUCAUUGCAGUAGCGUCUGCUGAUGGGACGGGAACCGUAGAGGCGUCUCCCCUGCAAGGCAACGACAUCCAGGUUCAGUACGUUCAGCUUGGACCUGUGACUGAUCACACGGGAACUGUCCAGGCGGAGGCACUAGGCCCAGCUCUGCAAGCUGAGAUGGAGGUAAAGGAGGCUAUUCAGAUCCAGCAGAGUGAGAACGGAGAAGUGGUCCAGAUCCAGAUGCCCGUCAACACUGUGGGCACCUGAGACACCAGCCCAUGAGCCCUCUCUCUCUCACACACACACACACACCACAGUGCUCCUACAAAUACACACACUAGCAUGAUUCUGCUGCUGAACUGCUUGAGUGAGCGAGAGAGAGAGAACCUGAGACUGAAAAGUGUGGACACUCAAACUCAAACAGAAUCAAUGACUUGUGUCUGCAACCAUGAGCUAAAGCCAGGCAAAGAGUCUUAAAUCAAACACACACUGCACAAAUUCCCUUUGUGUCAGCUUGUCUACUGGCAAUCUCCUGACAAUCACAGUCUGUUAAAAGCUCCUUCAGCUUAGUAAUACAAUAUCAGUGUUGGCUGCACCGCAGGCUCUUCGAUGCUUGUGCGUGUGUUACAGGUUCUGGCCCAGCAGUGGACAGGAGAAAUUAGCUUUAUUUUCCUUCUUCACCUCCUUCUCCUUCUUUUUUCUUCUUCUUCUUCUUCUUCUUCUUCUGCUUCUUCUGCUUUUUCCAUCACUCCAGUUCCUCAACUGCACAGGAUGGGUUUAUUUAACUCGAGCUUCAAGGAGCGUGCCUAGCUAUUAGGCUUCAAGCUGCUUGCCUAAUCUCCUUUCAUUAGGACAAAGACACUGUUCUGUAAAGACUGAAGCUUGCUAAUGAGAGCUUUACUUCUUAUGUUACCUCUAAUACAUACCGAUCAGCUAAACCAGCCCGUGGUUGUUGAGUAUUGUUUCAUGAAAUAAGUGAAUUUAAUAAUUUUCUUUCAUUUUUUGUUUUUCUUUUUUUUUUUUUUUUUUUUUUUUUUUUUAUGAGGGCCUGCCCUUGUUCUGUACCCGUUCUACAGCUUAUGUUCAUAAAUCUUGGUUAUCCCACAGAAGUGGCUUGUUUGUUUUAGAUGCUUUAUUGUAACAACAUAAAUAAAUAUUUGUGGCCCUCUUUAAAGAGACAGUUGAUAAAAAGCUGCACAUAGAGAAUAUGAAAAAGUAUUUGGCAGUGACGGUGACCAUGUCUAUGUAUAGAAAGUGUAUAGAAAGUAUGAGUUGCUUGUUUAUCUUGUCGGUGUGCGUGCAUAUGAGCGUGUGAAUUAAUAAAUGACUGUCAUUGCCAUGUA
Astyanax mexicanus (Mexican tetra) is the source of this 2937-nucleotide messenger RNA. Its product is annotated as BTG3 associated nuclear protein. Gene Ontology annotation, biological process: negative regulation of protein catabolic process; protein localization to nucleus. Lineage: Eukaryota; Metazoa; Chordata; Actinopteri; Characiformes; Acestrorhamphidae. The transcript is spliced from 13 exons. Gene Ontology annotation, molecular function: DNA binding. The record is from RefSeq and is a predicted model, not a curated record. The coding region runs from base 215 to 1861 and encodes 548 amino acids.